UGACCUGCCGACAAAAAAGAAGCCCCGGGCCAUCAUCUACGGAGUCUCCUGCACAGUGACCGAAGACGACCUUAUAGGUAGGCUUACCAUACGUCCCGGUUUGACCGGGAUAGUCCCGGUUUGAGAUCCCAGUCCCGGCGUCCCGGUAGGCUUACCAUACGUCCCGGUUUGAGAUCCCAGUCCCGGCGUCCCGGUCAAACUUGAACAGCACCGACACCCCAACCAAUCGUUCCCCCGCGCCCCGCCGCGCCGCCCGUGCCACCCGCGCCAAAGACGAAACAAAAGCGAGCGAGAACGAGUGAUACCGACUGCGUGCGUGAGUGUGAAAGUUUAUUACCUCAGUCAGUUGUGCACAUGCAAGCUUGUCUACUGCACGUGUCCACUAUUAAACCGUGUUGCGUUCAGUUUUUUUUUUUACGUCCUCGUCGCCCGCCUGUGUUGUAUUUAGUGUCUAUUGUAUUGACUUUUUUUCGUCGAAACAGAUAUUUAUCGUACGAUUUUUCCUGGCCCAGCAUGCCAAAACGAAAUUGUACAUUCACAAAAGAACUUGAAAAUGACUAUCCGUUUCUUAAAAAGCUCUGCGGUCAUAACGACAGAGUGAAAUGUCAACAGUGUUUAUCAGAGUUUUCAAUAGCACACGGUGGAAGAGCGGACAUCAAGGAUCAUCUAAAGUGCUCGAAACACAAGGCCAGCGUACGUGUCAUUGCAAGCUCAUCUACCAUAACAUCGUUUUUCAAAAAUGUCGAACCCGCAGAAAAUGAACUUUCCAUUGCUGCUAAAGAAGCUACUUUUGCAUUCCAUACAGCAAUGCACGAUAUAAGUUUUAAAACAUCUGAUUGCUUCUCAAAAUUAAUAUCGAAGCUAUUUGAGCCCAAAUUCGGGUCUGCGCGUACCAAGUGCGAAGCGAUCAUCACGGGAGUGAUCGCACCGAUGGCAAGAGAUGAACUACACGAUGAGCUAAAAGAAUGCAAUUUUUUGAGCAUUUCAACAGAUACAUCAAACAGACAUGAUGUUAAAUUGGCACCAAUAGUUGUGAGGUACUUUGUACCUGUGAGAGGUAUAUCUGUAAAGUUACUCGAUUUUCGAUCUGUCGUCGGAGAAACGUCUGAAAUCUUGGCAAAUCACAUAAUGUCGAUAAUCAAAAGACACGAAAUAGAAAACAAGGUGGCUGCUUUCUGUGGUGAUAACUGUAAUACGAAUUUCGGAGGGGUAAACAGGCGGGGCACCAACAACGUCUAUUCCAGGCUCAAGGAAGGUCUCGGCGUUAACAUAAAAGGCAUUGGUUGCAGCGCACACAUCAUUCACAAUACAAUUCAACAUGCAGUUGAUGGUCUGCCUGUCGAAAUAGAGGCUAUCGUUGUUAAAAUAUACAAAUAUUUUUGUAUAUAUACUGUACGCGUCACAAACUUAAAAGAGUUUUGUGAGACAGCUGACAUCGAGUACAAAAAAUUAGUGAAACAUGGAAAUACAAGAUUUCUGUCUUUAUUACCAGCUGUGGAAAGGAUCCUGCAGCUAUACGAAGGCUUGAAAUCUUAUUUUCUUGCUCAAGUAAACUGUCCGCUCGCAUUGCGACAGUUCUUCACAACAGAAAUUGGAGCACUUUAUUUUUGGUUUGUGCUCGGACAGUUAAAUGUAUUCAACAAGACCAUUGAGUCUAUGGAGAAGACUAACUCAACGGCGACAGAUGUAGGUAUGGAGUUGGCAAAGUUAAAAACCAAUCUUCAAAACAGGAUGGAAAACAAAUUUCUUCCACAAGCAGCUAAACAACUCUUAAAUAAAUUGAAAGAGUCCAUAAAUGUCGAAAACUUCAUGAGUGACGUUCACGCUUUUUAUGAGCGCUGCAUAUCGUAUUUAACAUUGUGGGAAAAGAGCUUCGACGGAGCUGAAGAUUUUGAGUGGAUCUGCUUGAAAAAUGAGCUCAACUGGAGUGAAAUCGAAAAAGCAGCAGAAAAUAUAAAUAAAAUGCAAAAACCUCAAUCGAAAACCCAAAUAAUGAUUGAUGAGCUGUUUGAUGAGGUGUUAUUGGCAAAAAGCUUCUUCCAAAAUUCUAAUGAAGCUAAUUACUCCGAGAAAUGGGUCCAGCUAUUCACCCAUUUUCACAAGCAGCAUAUUGAGGUGCCAAAUUUAAAAAAAAUUGUGGAGUUUGCUAUGUGUCUACCCGGUACUUCAGCGCCAGUGGAAAGAA
Molecule: messenger RNA, 2185 nt
Organism: Megalopta genalis
Lineage: Eukaryota; Metazoa; Arthropoda; Insecta; Hymenoptera; Halictidae
Source: RefSeq, a predicted model, not a curated record